AUUGAGUCAUGGGAUCAUUUAGAUAAUUUACAAAAUAAAAUAAAUAAAUUAUUUUUUUUUUCACUUUCAUUUCCCUUCCCUUUUUUUUUUCUUCUUUAAAUAAAAAAGAAUGAUAGAUAACAGGAGUAAUUAUAGCUCUAUUCCAAAUGAUGAAGAAGCUAUAGUACAAAAAAAGACGUCUACUAAUAAUAAGAAACUCCAUUUGACUGUACGCUUUAUUCUUUAUGGUGCUAUAGCUUUUGUUAUCGUCUUUACUCUAUUAUUUUUUAGAAAUAAAAGGAAUAAAUCAGCUUCCGUUUCAAGUAAAAGAAAUGUAAUCAUGAUGAUCAGUGAUGGAUUUGGUCCUGCUUCGGAAACUUUUGCAAGACAAUAUUAUGCUUGGGCAGAAAAGAAAGACAUUGGUUUUAUGCUUCCUCUGGAUGAAAUUCAUGUAGGAAAUAGUCGUACACAAAGUUCAUCUAGUUUAAUUACAGAUAGUGCUGCAGGUGCCACUGCAUUUUCUUGCGCUAAAAAAUCCUAUAAUGGUGCUAUUGGAGUUGAUCCCGAAAAAGUACCUUGUGGGACAGUUUUGGAGUCUGCAAAGAUUCAUAAAAAUAUGUUAACCGGCCUUGUUGUAACUUCUCGUGUUACACAUGCAACUCCCGCUUCUUUCUCUGCUCAUGUUGGUUGGCGUGAUUGGGAAAAUCAAAUUGCAGAACAACAAAUUGGCUAUACUCCAUUAGGUCGUACAGUCGACUUGAUCUUUGGUGGAGGUCUUUGUGAAUUUACAAAGAAUUCCUCUGAAGGAAGUUGUCGUGCUGAUGACCGUGAUUUAUUAACUGAAGCGAAAAAAAAUUUUGGUUGGCAUAUUGUCCUAUCAAAGGAAGAAUAUGAAGAAUUAGAUUCUCAGAAUGCUUCAUUACCCCUCAUGGCCUUAUUUGCUCCUAAUCACAUGUCGUAUGAAAUGGAUAGAAAUCCAUUACAUCAACCUGCUUUACAUGAAAUGACUGCAAAGGCUUUAGAUAUUUUGAAAACAAAAUCUUUAGAACAAGAUACUGGUUUCUUUUUAAUGAUUGAAGGUAGUCGUAUUGAUAUGGCUGCUCAUGCGAAUGACCCCGCUGCCCAUUUUUAUGAUAUCAUGGAAUAUCAACGUACAGUAGCUUUAGUGAAACAAUUUGUAGAAGAUAAUCCCAAUACUGUACUUAUUUCAACAAGUGAUCAUGAAACGGGUGGAUUUACAGCGGGUAGACAAAUAGGUGAUAAUUACCCUGAAUAUCUAUGGAAUCCUCAUAUUAUUCAUCGUGUACGUAACUCUUCUGAAGCACUUGCUAUUGCCUGGAAUGAUAUUGUACAUAAAGAAGAAGAUGAUGUUCAAAGUUAUAAUUAUCUUCGUGAAGUCUUGAUUGAAAUUGGAUUAGGUAUCCUAGAUGCAACUCGAGAUGAAAUUGAAAAGUUGAAGGCAUGGAAAUUAGCCAAGAAGACUUUAGAUGAUUUAGGUUAUCUUUUUGCAGAUAUGGUGUCUCGUCGUGCAUUAAUUGGUUGGUCCACUCAUGGUCAUACAGCAGUUGAUGUUAACUUGUAUGCUAAAGGAGAAGGCACUGAAGUGUUGAGAGGAAGUCACGAAAAUAUAGAAAUUGGUGAAUUUAUUGUGAAUUACCUCGAUUUAGAUCUUGAAGAUAUUACUAAAAGAUUAAGGUAAAUCAUAUUAAAGUUCUUUAUUUAUUUAUUUACUUAUGGAUACUACUUUUUUAUAAUUAAAUAGUGAUGCUAAUUUUACCUCUUUGGGAGGAACGACAGCUUCUUUUAAUACGCAGCAUGUUCAAUAUCAUGGUUAAACCCAUCAUGUGUCUUGUUGAUACAAAAAGGGAUUUUGAUAUUCCGCAUACUAAGUUUGACAUCAUCUCCUAAAUUUAUUUUAUUUAUUUUUGUUACUGAUGAAAUAAAAUAUAUAAAGUCAAUUGUGGGGUCUUUUUUUUUUUUUUGUUU
Molecule: messenger RNA, 1965 nt
Organism: Cokeromyces recurvatus
Lineage: Eukaryota; Fungi; Mucoromycota; Mucoromycetes; Mucorales; Mucoraceae
Product: alkaline-phosphatase-like protein
Exons: 7
Coding region: 110-1678 (522 amino acids)
Biological process (GO): dephosphorylation
Cellular component (GO): fungal-type vacuole membrane
Molecular function (GO): alkaline phosphatase activity
Source: RefSeq, a predicted model, not a curated record